Molecule: messenger RNA, 408 nt
Organism: Ceratotherium simum simum (southern white rhinoceros)
Lineage: Eukaryota; Metazoa; Chordata; Mammalia; Perissodactyla; Rhinocerotidae
Source: RefSeq, a predicted model, not a curated record
AUGGGAAGCUCAUCCCCGCCCCAAGUAGGCAUUAGAACCCCAGAGAACUUCAUGACUCCGGCCCUGUACGGGAAGCUCAUCUCCGACCCAACCCUGCAGGUUUUAUUGCACCCAUUUCACAGAUUAGGUAACCAAGGUUCUCAGCGGUUAAAAACUCGUUCAAGAUGCCAAGGCUCUAUGGUGAAUGGUUUGAUGCCAAAGCCAACACGGUUAGCACCAGCCCACCUUCUAGCCCCUCAAGGCCACUUAAUUCUCUCCACCCUCUGUCAUGUGAUCUUGUUUUCUAUCCUUGACCCAGAGCACAUGUUCUGUGUAGCUCAUGUGAGUACAGAUUGCAAACUCAAUCGUGGAAGCGUCGAGAGGCACAAGAAGGGGAAGCAUCUUAGGACAGUCAGUGCGGGCUGGUAA